Cuscuta campestris is the source of this 2100-nucleotide messenger RNA. The record is from the annotation of a GenBank genome assembly. Lineage: Eukaryota; Viridiplantae; Streptophyta; Magnoliopsida; Solanales; Convolvulaceae.
GAUUCUCAAAUCUCAACUGGUCCAAUAAUAGUACAACUGCUAUUUCAACUUCUCUUCCUUUCUCUGAUCUCAGGAGCAAAAGAAUCCAUUACAGUUCUAUCCAAUGCAAGAUCCGUUCAAUUCGAGGCCGACGAUGAACCAGCACCCGUUGUUCUCAUCCGCAUUGAAGCCGUCGCACCACCGGAGAGCUCACUCCGAGGUGAACUUCCGGUUGCCGGAGGAUCUGGAUCUGGCGUCGGACCCGUUCGAUGCGGCGCCGUCGGGAAGCUUCGAGGAGAUGGGAUCGGAGGAGGACUUCUUCUCCACCUACAUGGACAUGGACAAGCUCGGCGGCGGAUCUAGCGUUGCUGAUGCUUCUCCCGCCGCUGGAUCCGCUGACGGUUGCGGCGAUGGGGAGAAGCCCUUCGCCCGGCCCCGGCAUCGCUAUAGCAACUCCGUCGAUAGCUCGAGCUCGCUGCUCGGCGAGAGUACAAUCGAAGCCAAAAAAGCUAUGCCCCCUGAUAAACUGGCUGAACUUUGGACCAUUGAUCCCAAACGAGCUAAAAGGAUUCUGGCAAAUCGACAAUCAGCAGCUCGGUCAAAAGAGAGAAAGGCAAGAUAUAUAUCCGAACUCGAAAGGAAAGUGCAAACUCUUCAGACAGAAGCAACCACACUUUCUGCACAGCUUACACUUUUCCAGAGGGAUACCACAGGGCUCAGUAAUGAGAACACAGAGCUUAAACUUCGUUUGCAAGCCAUGGAACAACAAGCUCAAUUACGUGAUGCUUUGAAUGAAGCCCUAAAGAAUGAAGUUGAGAGGCUGAGAAUAGCCACAGGAGAAAUGUCAUCUUCUUCAUCUGAUGCUUACACCUUGGGAAUCCAACAGCACAGUCCUUACACCAAUAACCAAUCACCCUUCUUCCCACAAUUUCACUCCCUCCCACAGCCAAACACAUCCUCCUCCCAGCACAACCACCCUCCCGCCACCAUGCUCUCGUCUGCAUCUUUACAGGCUCUCACAGAUGCAUUUCAGCAGCAGGACCCUCUCGGGCGUUACCAAGGCCUCGACAUAAGUAGCAGCAGAGGGUCCCACCUUCUCAUGAAGAGCGAAUCCCCUCCCAUAUCCGCCGGUGAAACCAGCUCCUCUUGAAUUCUUAAUAUUUAUCAGAAUUGUUAAUAGGCUGACACCAUUUUUAACAUUCUUCAUAAUCAUUAUUUUUUUCUCCCCUUUUGUGCCAUUCAACUUGAGUUUUAGGGUUAUUAUCAUCUGUAGCUCAAAUGUGUCUGGAUAUUCUUUCAUGUUUCCUAUGGGAGGUGGAGACUCUUGCAUAGAUGAAUCUAUUCCAUUGUCUUACUUUUCGAUUAUGAAUUGUGCAAGUGUGUUUUCCCCCCUUUAAUUAUAUUCAUAAUGAAAUAAGCAUUUAAAUAUAACAAAUUAAUACUUCUUAAUAAUGUUAAUUAAAUCUGAUCUCUACUUCUGAGCAGGGCCCGGGAUAUAUUUUAGAAUCCAAAGAGUUGAAGAAGAUGUCAAAGUUGGGCACUACAAUCGAAGAAUAAAGAAGUUGGGCCAAGCCCAAAUUAGGACUAGACCCAUUCAUCCAAUUAACCCAGAAAAGACGGAAGAGGGGCGAGAGGGAGAGCAGAUCGGAAACAGCAUGUUGAUGUUAAAUUGUUCAAAUAUGAUUUAUUGAUUGAUUAUUGUCUCUGAAAUUAUAAAACCUUCUUAGGCCAAAUUGUUUGAUAAAAAGGAUUGAAUCUUUGAUUUGGUUUGUUUUUGUUGGAUUAAUUUGACUUUGAAGAAAUUUUAGUCUUUGUGCUACUGUCAAAUCUAAAUUCGAAAAGGUGUUUGAAAACAGGUCCUUGGGUUGUUAAGAAUAGUAGGGUCUAGAGUUAAGGCAGGUCUUAACAUAGGCUAUAUUAGGGAAAAUAGGGAAGAACCGCAGGUGGAUCUCUUCUUCAGCUUAACCCUGAGUUUAAUUAGCAGUUUAGUUUCAGGAUUAAGACAUAAUUAAUUGAUUAAUCGGAUUUGUUCAGUUUAUUUUCUAUUUAAACUAUAAGUAUUUUCAAAAUGGUUUAAGUUAAUUAUUAUUGUCUAUGUUUUUAUAAAGUUUAUUGUGUGAU